CACCUAUCAAUUCACGGGUUGGCGCCCAACGAUGCAUGUGUAGAGUUCCAUCCGGGCAUGCCAUACAGAAACCGUCCGUCCUCAAGAGCUUCCUCAAGUCAUGCUUCAGCUGGCGGCGCGGGAAGUUCCUCAUCCCCAAUCUUGGGCGGCGUCCAAUCCCAUCCGCCGAUCAGCCUCAGCUACGGAAACGGAAUGGGCCAUCACGGCUCUAUUUGAUACCUCCCACACCCCCCCUUCUCCGAGGCAGGACCUGAUCCUUUUCGUUCCUCCACCAUCCUUUGCACACUCACACUCACUCCGCCAUAUCCAACCUUCACUCGUAGCUCGCAAUACUGCUGCAAUCCUUCACCAUGCGCGCCGCCGCCGUCACCCUCCUAGCUACUUUCAGCUUCCUCGCAUCCGCGCAACUUCUGGAUCAAUUGCCCAAGUGCGCCCAGGAUUGCUACGGCCGCAACACCGGCAACUGCGGAGCCCUUGACAUCAAAUGCAUCUGCGGAAACAGCACUCUCAUCGAGGGUCUCUCGUGCUGCGUCGCCUCGACCUGCAACAGCCAAGAUCAAAACACAACCAUCAUGUUCGCCAAAAACCUCUGCGAAGCUAAUGGUGUCACCGUUCCCACCUCUGCCAGCUGCGCAGCCUCCAGCCCGACUUCUACGGGUGGCUCCGCUACUCAAUCGGGUCAAUCGUCUGGAACGCCCACCCAGCAAGCUACCUCUUCCCCUUCCUCCACGGGCGCUGCUGCAAUCCACACUGGAAUCGGCAUUGGUUUGGGUCUAGGAAUGGCCGGUCUCUUCGCCGCGUUGUAGGUCGAAUGAUGCCAUAUACCGUCUGACAUGAGGGUAUUCAUGAUGGGAAAGCCUGCUACAGUAGCGGAUGCACCUUGGGGAGGAUGCUGAGCAAGGGAACGGUGAUAAUAUAAUAAUACUCGGAAUACCAGCUUGAUCAUGCACCCAGAUCUCUGCUGGGGUAUGUUUGGUUUCUUACGC
Messenger RNA from Westerdykella ornata, 986 nucleotides. RefSeq lists its product as uncharacterized. The coding region runs from base 351 to 806 and encodes 151 amino acids. Lineage: Eukaryota; Fungi; Ascomycota; Dothideomycetes; Pleosporales; Sporormiaceae. The transcript is spliced from 2 exons. The record is from RefSeq and is a predicted model, not a curated record.